This is a messenger RNA of Fusarium vanettenii 77-13-4, 1569 nucleotides long. RefSeq lists its product as uncharacterized. Bases 514 to 1212 code for a protein of 232 amino acids. The record is from RefSeq and is a predicted model, not a curated record. NCBI's taxonomy places the organism in Eukaryota, Fungi, Ascomycota, Sordariomycetes, Hypocreales, Nectriaceae. Gene Ontology annotation, molecular function: phosphatidic acid transfer activity. The transcript has a single exon. Gene Ontology annotation, biological process: phospholipid transport. Gene Ontology annotation, cellular component: mitochondrial intermembrane space.
AAGAGAGCCUUGAGCACACGCUGCCCUUGCUUGCCUCUUUCCCCUGCCGCUCUGCUUGUCGAGGUCGCGAGAGCCCACCUUCCUCUCCUCUUAUUAUCUCCAUCUUGUGCCGUCAACGACUUCUUUUUUCUUUUUCAAUUACCUCAUGUUGUAAACUCUCGCGGCCCGACAUAGCUGCGAGCUCCGGCUUUUUUUUUGUUGUCUCCACGGCGGCCCCGGAGAUAGGUGAUCGCUUUCGGCCUGGUCUUAAGCCGAGGCGCCGGCUCAAUUUUCCAUUACCACCAACCUCCCCGACGAGAUCUCCAAUCUCAAGAUCGGAGCAGAGCAAUCGGCUCAUAGGGAUUGGAAUUGGGCAUUGGGAGCUCUACGACAUUGAGGUAGAGCUGUGUUGUACACUGAAAGCUCUGACCUACCGCCACCCGACCAAUUGGACUCCCGGCGUCCCCUCUUCUGCAGUGCCUCUUCGGACAAUUUUCCCGACUUGAGAGCAUCUCUUGCUCACCAGCUGCCACAAUGGUUCUCACGCACACGACAAACCAUACCUACUCUCACCCAUUCCCUACUGUCACCCUCGCCUUCUUCCUCCGAUACUCGUCUCCUCAGCUCAAUCCCUUUGCCGCUCACGUCUUGAGCACCGACACCAUCGAGAGUUAUGUCGACCCCAAGACGCACCGACUGCACACCACUCGCAUUCACCUGAAGAAGAGUCGAAUGCCCGGAGCUGUGUACAAGCUGCUGCCUACCAGUGUUACUGGAGGCGGCUCUGCUGACAAGGCAUCGUACAUCCUGGAGACUAGUGUGGUCGAUAUCAAGGAGGGCUGGAUGAAGUCUGAGAGUCGAAACCUCAACUUCACCGGUGUGCUGUCUGUUAUUGAAAAGCAGCAGUUCAAUGUCCCUGCCGAAGGAGUGUCUAUGAACCCCAACGAGACCGCUGUGACAACCAUGGUCCAGUUCAGGUCAAGACUUGGAGAAAAGAUCCGCGGCAAACUGGGACAGGCCCAAGAGGAUGGCUGGUUCAAGAACGGCAUCAUGGGUGGCUGGGGCGCUAAAGGAAUUCAGCGCAGCAUCGAGAGUCUGGCUUCCACAAAGACCCAGGACCAGCUGGGCAAGAGCCGUGAUGGCAUGCGACUUGUGCUCGAGAGGCUACGCAACAAUGGCGUUAUGAGUGUCCUCGAAACAUUACGGAGAGAGCGCCAGCGACAGAUCGCCUGAGAUUGACAGGACGAUCCAACUGUAACAACGAACGACUUCACACGCGUGACACGGCCUUGGAACGGGAUUGGAAAGACCCUUCCCGCUCGAUUCAUGACGAAAGAUUCAUGUACCCUGUAUUGUAUUAGUAUUGCUUCUUCAGCCCGGCGCACAGUGUCUUUUUUUUGGGUAUAUCCAAGGUGGUAAGAGGAGGUGUGGAGGGAGGCAUCGAGGCAAAAGGCGCCGAAAGGAAUUGGGCCGGACGAGUCCAGGAAACGGAAAACGUGCGGCGACACGACGCCUCGAUCAAAUGUGGCAUCCCCUCUCUUGUAUUGAGUAUGAAAAACGUAUGGAAUAAGAACCAACGAGUCAACCAUG